UCGUGGCCCUUUCUUGUCCCGGUCAACACGAAGCAGUUCCCUACGUACAAAAAGAUCAUCAAAAAUCCCAUGGACUUGCAAACGAUCCGGAAGCGUCUGGAUUCCACGUACAAGUCGAGGGAGGAUUUCGUGGUGGACGUGCGUCAAAUCUUCGACAACUGUGAGAUUUUCAACGAGGACGACUCGCCCGUCGGGAAAGCCGGUCACAACAUGCGCACGUAUUUCGAGUCGCGUUGGGCGGAAGUCACGGGCGCGGUCGAGCGGGGAGAGGAGAGACAAGGAGGAGGAGGUAGAAGAAGAAGAGCAUACCCUUUCCUGGUUUUCGUUUUUCUUUGUCGUAGUCGAUGUCCUUGCAACUCGAAAAAGAAAAAAGAGAAGCUGACACACACACACACGCACGCAUCCACCGUUGGUCGUGACAGUGGGAUCUCUGAUUCUUGA
Messenger RNA from Notodromas monacha, 441 nucleotides. NCBI's taxonomy places the organism in Eukaryota, Metazoa, Arthropoda, Ostracoda, Podocopida, Cyprididae. The record is from the annotation of a GenBank genome assembly.